This is a messenger RNA of Hyaloscypha bicolor E, 680 nucleotides long. RefSeq lists its product as uncharacterized. The record is from RefSeq and is a predicted model, not a curated record. Lineage: Eukaryota; Fungi; Ascomycota; Leotiomycetes; Helotiales; Hyaloscyphaceae. Bases 113 to 487 code for a protein of 124 amino acids. The transcript has 3 exons.
CCUAAUGAAUUUCAGAACCGGGUUAAUCCGUUACUCUGCCAGAUCAAAGAAACUUUCCAGAAACUUGAAAGGUUUCAACGGAUCUUGAAUGGCCUGAGUGUGGUAUGCAAAGAUGCUGAAAAUGCUUGAAGCAACAAAAUCUAGCGGCGCAAUUGCCGACUUUACGACAUUUGUUCUGUUUCCUAUAGCGGUCGCUGCUGCCUGCCUGCAGUUUUCCCCGACCAUGAUGCCAUUGCCACCAGGACCGGCAGUGCUUAUUUUGACCGCAGUAUUUAUUGUUACAAUAAAGACGCUGCACGCCAUCUUUGGUGCACUCCCUGGAAUUGCUUGGUGGUGGAGUAAAAUUAAGACGCCUGUGAAGGCAAUGAAGUUGGAGGGGGUGGGGAACCCUCUCUGUAUUGGCCCUUUGAGCAGCCCCACGCGAAAACACCCCAGCGAUAUUGACAGAACGGCGCUGGACGUCGAAAUGGGUCCAGUCCCAGGUUGAGGAUUGCAUACUUCAACAUUGCUUUCUAUGUUUUUUUUUUUUCGGGCGCUACAGUAUAUAUACCCCCAGUUCUCAAAUCAUGUAAUUGCACUAAGUCAUGCUACCUGAAAUCGCGAAAUAAUUCAUUCGAAAUGCUUGGUUCGAAGUGAAGUUAUGGUAUAGAGAAGCAAUCUUUCUGCAUAGCAGGCCGGAG